Messenger RNA from Arachis duranensis, 4358 nucleotides. RefSeq names its product protein PIR. NCBI's taxonomy places the organism in Eukaryota, Viridiplantae, Streptophyta, Magnoliopsida, Fabales, Fabaceae. The coding region runs from base 247 to 4080 and encodes 1277 amino acids. Gene Ontology annotation, biological process: regulation of translation; cell morphogenesis; regulation of actin filament polymerization. Gene Ontology annotation, molecular function: RNA 7-methylguanosine cap binding; small GTPase binding. Gene Ontology annotation, cellular component: SCAR complex. The transcript has 30 exons. The record is from RefSeq and is a predicted model, not a curated record.
CUGACAGAACACAGAAAGUAUAACGGAAAAUACAGCAGAGUAGGAGGGCAUUAUGGUCCACAUAAAACAUCAUACCUGUUCUUCCUUGCAAUUGAAGGGUCCUCCAAUGUACCAACCGAAUGGUGAAGUGGGGAGAGAUUUAGAGAAUUAGAGAAAGAGGGAGAGAGAAAAACAAACCAAAUCAAUUGUAGUUGAUCUCACGCUUUGUUUUUCCCUUCGAUUUCAACUUCUACAAUCGCAACGGCCAUGGCUGUGCCCGUUGAGGAAGCCAUUGCAGCUCUUUCCACAUUCUCGCUUGAUGACGAGCAACCGGAGGUGCAAGGACCUGGAGUGUGGGUGUCAACUGAGAGAGGUGCAACAGAUAGUCCAAUAGAGUAUAGCGAUGUUUCUGCAUACCGAUUAUCUCUAUCAGAGGAUACGAAAGCUCUCAAUCAGCUGAACAUCCUUACCCAAGAGGGGAAGGAAAUGGCAUCAGUGCUUUACACAUAUCGCAGUUGUGUCAAAGCCCUUCCGCAGCUUCCUGAUUCGAUGAAGCAAAGUCAAGCUGAUUUAUAUUUGGAAACAUAUCAAGUUCUGGACUUGGAAAUGAGUCGGUUGCGUGAAAUUCAGCGAUGGCAAGCAUCAGCUUCAUCAAAGUUAGCUGCUGAUAUGCAACGUUUUUCUCGGCCUGAGCGACGCAUUAAUGGCCCUACAAUAUCUCAUUUGUGGUCUAUGUUGAAGUUACUUGAUGUUUUGGUGCAACUUGAUCAUCUUAAAAAUGCUAAGGCAAGCAUACCUAAUGACUUUUCUUGGUAUAAAAGAACUUUCACACAAGUCAGCGGUCAGUGGCAAGACACUGAUUCAAUGAGGGAAGAGUUGGAUGAUUUACAGAUUUUCUUGAGCACAAGAUGGGCUAUCUUGUUGAACCUGCAUGUUGAGAUGUUCCGUGUGAACAAUGUGGAAGACAUUCUUCAAGUACUUAUAGUCUUUGUUGUAGAGUCUCUGGAGUUGGACUUUGCACUUCUCUUUCCAGAGCGCCACAUACUCUUGCGUGUCUUGCCUGUUCUUGUAGUCCUAGUGACAUCAUCAGAGAAAGAUAGCGAGUCUCUGUACAAGAGGGUGAAAAUCAACAGACUGAUCAAUAUAUUUAAGAAUGAUGUGGUCAUUCCUGCAUUUCCAGAUCUGCAUCUGUCUCCUGCUGCAAUUUUGAAGGAAUUAUCAACAUAUUUUCCAAAAUUUUCUUCCCAAACUCGACUUCUUACCCUUCCAGCACCUCAUGAACUUCCACCUCGUGAGGCACAAGAAUAUCAGAGACAUUAUCUGAUCAUCAAUCAUAUUGGAGCAAUUCGUGCUGAGCAUGAUGAUUUCACAAUUCGUUUUGCUUCAGCAAUGAAUCAGCUUUUGUUGUUGAAGUCAACUGAUGGCUCUGAUGUUGAUUGGAGCAAAGAAGUAAAGGGUAACAUGUAUGAUAUGAUUGUUGAAGGUUUUCAGCUAUUAAGCAGAUGGACUGCACGCAUCUGGGAACAAUGUGCUUGGAAGUUUUCUCGACCAUGCAAGGAUGCAUCCCCAUCAUUCUCAGACUAUGAAAAGGUUGUACGAUAUAAUUACACUGCAGAAGAAAGGAGAGGACUGGUUGAACUUGUAAGCUACAUAAAGAGUGUUGGAUCUAUGAUGCAGCGGUGUGACACACUGGUUGCUGAGGCUUUAUGGGAAACAAUACAUGCUGAGGUUCAAGACUUCGUCCAAAACACAUUAGCUUCUAUGUUACGGACUACUUUUAGAAAGAAGAAGGACCUGUCUAGGAUUCUUUCGGAUAUGAGGACCCUUUCAGCUGAUUGGAUGGCUAAUACAAACAAGUCUGAAUCCGAGUUACAGUCCUCACACCAUGGAGGUGAAGAAAGUAGAGCAAACAUAUUUUAUCCAAGGGCAGUUGCCCCUACCGCCGCUCAGGUGCACUGCUUGCAAUUCUUAAUAUAUGAGGUGGUUUCUGGUGGUAACCUACGGAGGCCUGGCGGACUCUUUGGUAACAGUGGCUCAGAAAUUCCAGUUAAUGAUUUAAAACAGCUGGAGACUUUUUUUUACAAGCUUGGUUUUUUCCUUCAUAUUUUGGACUACUCAGUGACAGUUGCAACAUUGACAGAUCUUGGUUUCUUAUGGUUUAGGGAAUUUUAUUUAGAGUCUUCGCGAGUAAUUCAGUUUCCAAUUGAAUGUUCUCUUCCAUGGAUGUUGGUGGAUUGUGUCCUUGAAUCACCAAAUUCUGGUCUUCUUGAGAGUGUUUUGAUUCCACUAGAUAUCUAUAAUGAUUCAGCUCAGCAAGCAUUGGUGUUGCUGAAGCAACGAUUUCUGUAUGAUGAAAUUGAAGCUGAGGUGGAUCAUUGUUUUGAUAUAUUUGUUUCGAAAUUGUGUGAAACCAUUUUCACAUAUUACAAAAGUUGGGCAGCAAGUGAAUUGCUUGAUCCUUCCUUCCUCUUUGCCUCAGACAAUGCAGAAAAGUAUUCUGUGCAGCCUAUAAGGCUCAAUAUGCUGUUGAAAAUGACUAGAGUGAAGUUGCUCGGAAGGAUGAUUAAUUUGCGAAGUUUGAUCACCGAACGGAUGAACAAAGUUUUCCGUGAAAAUAUUGAGUUUCUGUUUGAUCGAUUUGAGUGUCAGGAUCUGUGUGCCAUAGUGGAAGUAGAGAAGCUACUGGAUAUCCUAAAACAUUCACACGAACUACUGUCGAGAGACCUUUCUGUUGACUCUUUCAGUUUGAUGUUGAAUGAGAUGCAGGAAAACAUUUCUCUUGUUUCAUUUUCUAGCCGACUGGCCUCACAGAUUUGGUCUGAGAUGCAAAGUGAUUUUUUGCCAAAUUUCAUCCUCUGCAACACCACUCAACGUUUUAUCAGAUCAUCAAAGGCUGUUCCUGUUCAAAAGCCAUCCAUACCUUCUGCUAAGCCUAGUUUCUAUUGUGGUACUCAAGAUUUGAAUUCUGCUCAUCAAAGUUUUGCACGAUUGCAUAGUGGAUUCUUUGGAAUGCCUCACAUGUUUUCUAUUGUUCGACUUCUGGGAUCCCGAUCAUUACCUUGGCUUAUUAGGGCCCUUCUUGAUCACAUAUCAAACAAGAUAACUUUGCUUGAACCAAUGAUCACAGGGUUACAAGAAUCCUUACCUAAAUCAAUUGGACUUCUGCCUUUUGAUGGAGGUGUGACAGGGUGUGUCAGACUUGUGAAAGAACAUCUUAAUUGGGAGACAAAAUCAGAGCUGAAAGCCGAGGUUCUUCAUGGCAUAAAAGAGAUUGGAAGUGUACUAUACUGGAUGGGGCUUCUAGAUAUUGUAUUGAGAGAAAUAGAUACUAAGAAUUUCAUGCAAACUGCUCCUUGGCUGGGCUUACUUCCUGGAGCCGAUGGACAAAUAUUAACUACUCAAGAUAGUGGUGACAGCCCUGUUGUUAGUCUCUUUAAAUCAACUGCUGCUGCGAUGGUUUCAUAUCCUGGUUGCCCUUCUCCUACCUCUUUCCACAUCAUGUCAAAGCAAGCAGAAGCAGCAGAUCUUUUAUACAAAGCUAACUUGAAUACUGGAAGUGUCCUGGAGUAUGCAUUAGCUUUCACCAGUGCUGCAUUAGAUAAAUAUUGUAGUAAAUGGAGUGCUGCGCCCAAGACAGGCUUCAUUGAUAUUACAAUUUCUAAAGAUUUCUACAGAAUAUACAGUGGUCUCCAAAUUGGAUACUUGGAAGAGUCUGCAGAAGUGUCAUCAAAUAGUCAUGAAAGGCUAGGAGAUUCAGUUGCUUGGGGUGGAUGCACUAUAAUAUAUUUGCUUGGGCAACAGCUACAUUUCGAGCUCUUUGACUUUUCAUAUCAGAUACUCAAUAUUGCAGAAGUAGAGGCUGCAUCUGUCAUACAAACACAUAAGAACUCACACUUUGCUAUGCAGGGAUGGGAAGUCUUAUUGGAAGCAAUGAAAAAGGCAAGGAGAUUAAAUAACCAUGUAUUCUCCAUGCUUAAAGCACGCUGUCCGCUUGAAGAAAAGACAGCCUGCGCUAUUAAGCAAAGUGGUGCUCCAUUGCAUCGCAUAAAAUUUGAGAACACAGUAUCUGCGUUUGAAACACUGCCGCAGAAAGGUUCAUAACCGAUCCGUGUUCCAUCAAAUUGUGUGCCGUGUCCUCUCUCUCCGUAUAUAUUGUAACCUUGUGGUGUAUAUGUAAUUUAAAGCAAGCAUAGUAUGUAAAAGUUUCAUGAGUCGAGAUUGCUAUUGGGUGGGGUAGCACUUUUUGCCUUUGAUUAGGAAAAUGUGUUAUAGGGAUUUGAAUUUGAUUUGAUUUUUUCCCCCUUAGUGUAAUUACGAGUUGUGGUAGUGGUUAGAUAUAAUCUAUCAAUACAUUACAGCUACAGUUCGAUUUGCGUUUA